AUGCAAGUAUGGGUCGAUGUCCCACCUUUCAUCGGAUUCGUGCAUGAGAAUGGACAUGGUGUCCUUAGCGACGGCGACGACCCUCUUCUUACGACCAGCAAGACUUCGUUGCAACCAACCCAACCAGCAAGGAACGAGAUAACGAACGGAGAGCCCGAAGCGCAGGUAUGGGAGCUCGAGCAGUCGGUCGACUCCCCGUCUGCAUCUUGCAACCACGAACAGACCGAGCAGCAUUACUCUCCUAUGCAGAUUUCCCUGAUGCACGGGUCCUAUACGUCCGAUCGGCCAUUGACUAUCUCUCCACAACUGCAUACACGAUCGCCAGGCACUGUCCGUAAUCACUUCUCACCAAAGGCUCCCACUGCGGUUUUCGGAAACUUACAUCGCACCAAUUCCAAUCAGUCUGCUUACCAUAUUUCUCCGAAUGGACCCCUGGCUCCUCAAAGCAGUAUGCGUCCAGGGAUUUUAGGUUUAACACCAGAAUUCCAAGCUUCUUCUACGCACUCCCCCUCAGUCACAUGGCCGUUUCAGACGAAUCGCGAAGCCAAGCUAUUCUACCAUUAUAUCAAUCACAUCUCUCCAUGGAUUGAUGUCCUCGAUUCUUCAAGGCACUUUGGAGUCGAGAUUCCUCGGAGAGCAGCUUACCACCCCUUGAUUUCCAACGCGAUCUACGCUAUAUCUGCUCUGCAUUUAAGUCUGAUCGAGGGGACAGAAGAUCUAGAAUCGCCACGUUAUGUGGACGAGAGCCUCCAGUACUUGAAGCAGAUUCUCGAAGACCCCUCGGGACAUUCCGACGAGAACCUUUUGGCAGGUGUAAUCAUUCUUAGAAGCCACGAAGAGAUGUCGGAUAAGGACGAUAAUAUUCAUCUCCUUGGUGGGCAGCGAAUUUUGAAUUCCAUUGCAUCGUAUGCGGCGGAUGGAGGUCUCAGAGAAUCCGCGAGCUGGAUCUCACUCAGGCAGCACAUCUACAUUUCUAUCACCAAACAAUCACCACUGGGACUUAAUUUGAACAAUUACGAGCAUUCGAUGGUUUUCGUCGAGAACAGUGACGAAGCUUGGGCCAAUCGGGCAGUUUUUCUGCUCGCUUGCGUGCUAAAUUACGCAUUUAGCCCGCGAGAAGACGCCUCUUCACAGCACAACAGUUCAAGCUCCGAUACUUGGGCCGAGCUCGAGGCAAAAGUUGACGAAUGGGCGAGGACGAAACCCUGGUACUUUUCGCCUCUCUGGACACAAGCAAUACCAAACGGACAACAGGACGGCAAUUCGUGGCCCGAAGUACUGACGAGUCAUCCAACCCACGCGGUCGGCCUCCAAUAUUAUGCGCUUUCCAAAAUAGUGCUCACCAUCUACAACCCCCGACUGACCAAACUCGGAUUCGGUAGUCACCGUCUCAUAAAGGCCGCGGAAGCCACUGUCCUCCAAAACCUGCGCACCACCAUAGGGAUCGCGGUGAGCAAUCCCGACGUCACCAAUACCAUGUUCCAAAGUUCUCACAUCUUGGCCGCGUGUGGCUCGUAUUUGCACGAUCCUAAGGACCAAGCUGCUGUGGUGGAAUUUCUCACGGGGAUGCAGCAAAGUAUGGGCUGGCGUACAGAUUCAAUCAUUCAAAGGUUGAAAGAGGAGUGGAACAGUUGA
Exophiala bonariae is the source of this 1635-nucleotide messenger RNA. RefSeq lists its product as uncharacterized. Gene Ontology annotation, molecular function: transcription cis-regulatory region binding; DNA-binding transcription factor activity. Gene Ontology annotation, cellular component: nucleus. Gene Ontology annotation, biological process: positive regulation of transcription by RNA polymerase II. The transcript has a single exon. Bases 1 to 1635 code for a protein of 544 amino acids. Lineage: Eukaryota; Fungi; Ascomycota; Eurotiomycetes; Chaetothyriales; Herpotrichiellaceae. The record is from RefSeq and is a predicted model, not a curated record.